UUGCCGUGAAAGUGUGGCUCCUUGCGGCCUACGAACAGGUUGACGUGGACCUUUCUUUCAGCAUCAACGCUCGACUGAAACGCUCCCGAAAUUCUGUUGGUAGAAACUGAAUAAUAUCCCGGUGUCUAAAGUGUUAUGUAUCAGUGCCAUUCAGUACCUACCUCAUUUCGUUGUGAGUUAAAACGAAAACCUCGAACGUUUUAAAAGUAUUUUAAAUAUAAUUUUUAGUUAUUGAAAAUAUUUACUUAGGUGAGUAGUGUGAUUGAUAUGGUUAAUGGCGAUUGAAAUUGUCCGAUUAAACGCAUACCGAGACAAGAUUAUUAGCUGAAACUUUAAUGAAGGGAUCACAACUUGUGGCGAACGCUGGACUUGGCGGUUGACAGUUGGUGAGGGCGCCAACCGUUCUGACGUGGUUAUUGGUCAACAUUCCGGCGCGGAGCUGGCCGUGCAGGGAGACGACUUCACACGGCAAAUAUGGCACAUGUACGCCACGUUUGAAGAUUUCCUCGAACACCAGCAACAGCAGCAAGGAUCUCCCAGUGACCCCAGACGAUCCACUCCUCCAUUCCCGGUCGCCCGGGGUAACACGCCUCCCCCACCACCAGCUCCUUCACAUUCUGGGGGUGGAAGUUCUGCUAGCGCGCGGAGGAAGAUGAGCAGUCGUAGCAAAAGGCGAAGAGCCACCAGCGGCGGCAGCUGUAGAGGCAGUCGCGACGACAACAGUGGAGCCGGAGGAGCUGCAAGCGACUCUUGUACUCCACUAGUUGCCACUAUUCGUAGCAUCCAGGAGGGCAGACGAGGAGGCACUGCCAGCAGCGAUGACGUCGAUGAAACCUUUCCACCAGAUCCUGCACCAAACGCGCAGCAUAGAAAUUUCUCGUCACACUUGUCACCUUCAGUCCCAGGAAUGGGACUUCAUCCUAGUAGUAUGGACGCUUUGUCCUGCAGUGGAUAUGCUGGAACGAACAGCAUCGAUAGUGGGUAUAAAAGUGCGUGUCCAACUCCUGAUCUUUCAGAUUCGUUCUACCCUGAAUCGCUGUUUCUCAGGAGCUCUUCUGGAGGUUUGAUUUCUCCAAGGCCUAGAAUCACCAUGGGGACGAGGAUGAUGUCGAAAGGUGCUCGCGUCGGUUCAGAUCCUGCUUACUAUGAGGAUAUUGACCCUUUGGAGAUUCCAGGGCUAUUCCAUAGGCGGCCAUCUACAUCGCCUGGACCUAGGAGCGGAUCGACAACGGUCAGCAGACCUCGCAGUGCAUCAACUGGGUCGAGAUCUUCGCCCACAACCUUCCCGGCAACACGGAGGGCGUUGCGCAGUUCUCCCCACAUGUCUUCCACAGGAUCCCUCACAAGCUCUGGACUGCCUUACUCCAGACACUCUUCACCUGGUGGAGCAUACUCUUCGCCCGGAGGAAUUUCUCCCGCUUCACGUCGAAUGGAAUCGCCUCAUGAAGGGUGCAAUCUUAUAGCUGAAAUGCAGGCUUCAAGCAGCUCUCAGUUGGCACUCCUUGAGAGAGAAAUAGAUGCGUUGCUCACCGGAACUUCGAACGAUGCAACACAGUAUUCCCUUUCUGAAGGUGCUCAUGAUCUUUCUCCGGGCGUUGGAUUCGCUCAUCAGAGACACAGAGAUCACCAUGAACAUCUCUUCCGGGUCCAAGAGGAUGAGACAGCUUCAAGCCCACAGGGUCGGCCACCUCAUCCCCCCACGAGACUACGAGGGAGCAACAUCAACAACAACAAGCUAAGUAUCGACGCGAUUUGCGAUCAUCAUCUCUUCGACUUUGAUUUGGCGUCCCAGUUUUGUCCAGAAGUCGAUAAAGACGAAGAUUUUGCCCAUGGAAUGCCCCAGUUAAGCCUUACCUUAUGCAAACUUCAGGGGAAAAUACCAGGCAACAUUACGAAUUCAGUGUUGCAGCAACCUUCCUGCAAUAUCCCGGUAAAUUUGAUAUCAGAGUGGCGUCAAGGAGUAAUUAUGCAUGAUUUAAACAAAGAGCAGUUGAGUAAAGGCCUGAAAAGGUCCUCAUGCAUCCACGAAAGUGUAAAACACUCCCGAGCUCAGCUCCCUGAGGUCAAAAAUGGAACGGGAAUCACGUCGUUGGACGCUCAUAGACUAGGCUGCACGACUCCACGAAGUCUAGAGAAUUUCAUGUCUAGAAUUUCAGAAUUAUCGCCACCUCCGUUUUGCCUCAAGACACCUUUAACCAAGGAGAAUAUUGGCAAGUUGAACAAUAUUACGAGGGGAAGAGGGAAUGCCUGUGAGGAUGACGUUCGAGAUAAAGAUGUGGGUGAUAAAAAAGAAAUCAGAAGACACGGAAAAAUUUGUCGGAAAGGAACUCCAUACCCCCAUCCUCCGUGCGUAACUGUGGAGCAGGCUGUCAAUGGAGGUGACGUGGCGUCAGUAAUUGCCAGUGACAAAACCCGCGUAAGUGACAAUAGUUCGUCCGUUGACGAUCCCGAUUGCCUUGAAACUGCCACAGUGAUUUCGAGUUCAGAUCGCAUGUCAGCCUCAUCUCUGUCAACAACUAAAACCAUGCAACCCAUCAGCCGCUCUUUGGAAGAUUUGCCCAAAUCUAGUUUCUUCUCGAUUAAUCUAGACAAAAAAGAAUGGCCACUGCAUCGUAGGAACAAUGUUCCAACACUUGAAGAUUUAUAUCACCAUCAUAUGUACGAAGCUAUAUUAUACGGCGAGGGCCAAGUACCUCCAUGUGACGUACCACGUAUUCCUUCACCUCCGCCGUUACCAACCCGACCGCCUAACUUAAUGCCUCCCAAUCAUGUUAUAUCGGUUCCACAACAUAUGAGACGUUUAGCUUCGACGGAACAAAUGCUGAAAAGGCUAGAUUUUGGAAAAUCGUUGCAUUUAUCUACAAAAAAUGCUGUGAAAUCUUCAAACACUGAACAACUAAAGAAUGUACAGCAUCAAACAUUUAGUAUUGAAUGUGCUGAUCCAAAUUGUAAAGAAAUUUGCACUUACUGUGACUGCAAUAUCCAGCAAAUGAGUUUUCAAGCAAUGCAUCUUGAGAGAAUAUCACAAUCGAAAGUAUCUACAGGCGUAGGAGCGAAAAUUUUGAAUCAGAAUCGGCAAACGAAACUACAAAAAUUUGGCGCUGCCAUCCGCAAGAGCCUUUCGAGCGAUCGUUCAUUGGAGUCGAUGAAAAGUUCAAGCGAUUCCAUAAAAGACGGCGAAAGAGUUUUCGUGUCUAACAUGGGAAUAAGAAAAGAAUUUCGUGACCUCACAAUAGGUCAAGUGAAAAGUGGCAAACUAGAUUGUGGUUGUGAUAUUGAUGCGUGCUGUAGUCAAAAACCACCCACGGAGUGUUGCCUCUCAAACGAAAUUUGUUUAGAAUGCACAGACUGGAAAUGUCUUCGUGGGCAAGAAGAACCGAAUCGCGAUCAGCUGCAUUCAAAUGCCGUAAAUGAAUGCGAUGGACACGACACGAAUGCAAGAAAUAAUAUUAAUAGCAAUGGUAUCGACACUGCUGACAUUCCAAUUAAGGCCAAAGUAACUUUAGGAAUAAUCGAUCCCCAAACAGUUCAAAAGAAAACAGCGACAAAGAAAGACUCUAAGGAUUUAGAAACGAUCACCGAAAUAAAACUUUGUUCGUCGUUGUCUUCAGUGGAAAGUUUCACUCUCCCAAUGUCAGCUGCUCCUCCAGAUGUGAAAAGAGAUUCCGACGCUGAAACGAAAAUCACUGAACGGUCUGACGGUGCACGCAAGUUGCUUGCAGCAGAGGCGUUCACAGACAGAUCACCUAACGCGGUUCAAGAGUUGAGAGAUUCAAGUUCUCCCCCUCCUCCGCCGCCACCCCACGCAGCCAUAUUUCUUCACGAUGUCAGCUUAGACGACAAGGAACUUUUGACCUGCGAAAACAAAAUUGAUAAGGAACGAACUCAUAAACCUCAACCUCCUCCAAGAACUACGUCUGCCUUCCAAUUGUCAGAAAAUACAAAUUUGAAAAUAUCCAGUGCAAAAGACCAAGAGAAGUUUCCAGAUGCCCGCAAUAACGAAGUCAACAACCGGAAGGAUACGGUACAGAGACCAAGUUCAUCGUUGUGGGAGCGACUAAAUCCUCUAAAGACAAAACCUCGUAAGGAUUUACAGCGGCCAUUACCUCCAUUACCUUCGCGAGCACCGCGAUCAUUUUCCAUGGAGCGAAAUGUAUCGCACCAAAAAUCCAACCUCCCACUUCAAACAAAAACAAAUUUCAACGGGAAUAAAAAUAUUAUAGCAUUUCACAACCAUUUAAAAGUAACCCAAUUCAACAAUAAUAAUAUGACAGCGAAUUCACCUUCCGAUAUUCUCGUCUCCAGUGGAGGUGUGGAAAACAGAAAUGAGUGCUCGGUGUUGAGAACCUGCAGAGAAAUCAACAAUCACUUGCCCGGAAAUGUUUUGCAGCCGCAGGAAUCAGGACCUCAACUAAUGCUUGAACAGAAUCCUUGUUGCUGUUCUUGUUUAUCUCAUUCUUGUUGCUGUGAAGAAUUAUGCGCCAAACAGAAAUUUCCAGUUAAAAAUUUAGCCGCCGAACAACUACCCGAGUUAGCUGCAAUCGCCCAUGAUAAUGAUGCUUCAUCCUCCGAGUUCCAAGAAGAAAGCUCUGAACUGAGGAAAGAAGAACCAACCGUUUUCACCUCGACUAAACAACAAAUGCGUCCUAUCCCAUGUCCGAGAAUUUUUUCAUUAUCUGCUGCAAAAUUGAGUCAACCAUCGGUCCCAGCUCCAACUGAAACGAAUAAAACAUCUGGAACAUCAGGAGAGCCAAAAUCCGGAGCACUAAUUCAACCUGUGGACGACGAGUAUGGUUUCAACGUAGCUUCUUAUCUCAUCUAAAACAGCAUUAGGGUUGUUCUCGAGCAUGAGGGUUAACGCGUUAUCCUGGCUCAAAACAUAAGAAGACAUUAUUUAAUUCGGAGAACCAUUCUAGAAUUUACGAUUUUUCCAAAAUGUGAGUUAUAAUGUGAGAGGAAUGCUCAGUGCCGAGUCUCUCUAAUUUGUAGACGUUUUACACUCAAAAUGCUGUGAAUAGAUUCAUAGUGCAAUUUUGAUUCAUGGUAUCCUGUUCUAAAUGAGUCCAAAAUCCAUGUUAAUUACGUAUCCGGUUUACCACGUUGCCGUGAUUUUCAAAAGCUAAAUCAUGAAGUACAGUAGGAUCGGGUAAUUUAAUUGCUAAUACAAGUACUUCCACUCAUUUCCAACUAAGUUUUCGGGAAGAUUAGGCAAUAAUGUACAUAUCGUCUUCGCUGAUUAAGAUAUAGAGCUUCGUUACAUUGUGUGUUCAAAUUUCGUAGAUAGAGGUUGGAAAUUCAUUCUGAUCAAAGGCGAAACUGAAACAAAAUGAAAAAAAAACUCCUAAUUAUCAUAUAUGAUAAAGGAUGAAACAUGAAUGCCAGUAGUGAGCAACUUUUUUGUCACACGAGACAUCAUAAAUGAGCGAUAAACUUGACGCCGUUCGAGUAGUAAAGUGAGUUAUCUGUGAACAAUCUCAUAAAUAAUCGUGUUCCGGCGCAAUCAAAUGAUAAAAAUUUAGCCUUUUGUGGUUCCUGGCCUGUAGCACUGACGAGCGCUACUUCUACCUGUGUUUACUCAUUUGGGAUCUUUACUGAUUCUUUAUUUAGCGCAGCAAAAAAUUCUCCGCUUACAGUGUAAUUAACACAAAUUUAGACGUAAAUCCUCAUGCAUCGUUUGUUACGUGAUAGCUGAAUCCAAAUCUAUGUGAAGCAUAUCGUACGAUAAAUUCCUCCCUAAAAAAACUGUCGCCUUAAGAUUAACGGAGUAAAACACCAGGCAGAAAACGUUAACGUACUGUUUAACUCCUACCGAAUGUGAUGAUAACCUUGAAUGUUUCUAAAUUAUUCCUUAAUUAAAGUUCAAUGUUGUAAUUUAAGUGCACUUAUAAAGUUCUUCCUACACUGUUACCAUAAGCAGUCCUGAGUCACUUGUUGCUAGUUAGCAACGUUUAGUGCUGCGCAGGAACUGGUUUAGCGUAGUCUGUACAGCUCAGGCCCUGGAUGUAUUACGUCAUGUACAAUAUCCACUAAUAUGUGCAAUUAUGAAAUAUAAGUUGAGCAUUAAGCCC
This is a messenger RNA of Hyalella azteca, 6068 nucleotides long. RefSeq lists its product as uncharacterized. The record is from RefSeq and is a predicted model, not a curated record. The transcript is spliced from 3 exons. Bases 482 to 4822 code for a protein of 1446 amino acids. Lineage: Eukaryota; Metazoa; Arthropoda; Malacostraca; Amphipoda; Hyalellidae.